UCUUUUACAUUUUCACUCUUUUUAUACAUUUUCAUUUCCUUUCCUUUCAUUUUAUUUCUUCAAUUUUUUUAACACAAUUAUCUUCAUGUUUGAGCUGCUAAUAAUGCUGUAGAAAGUAUAUCCAUACACCAGUUCAGUUAAUUUCGGUUUUUGUAGUGGAAAUGGAGACGGUUGGGAAAUCAGUAGAUGAAGUGUUAGCAGAAAUAAUGAGAAUUCACAGAUCGCUUCCAGAGCGACCUGAAAUUGAAGAAAUUGAAGGAGCACAAAUUCUAAUAAAAAAUCUAGAAACCGAAGAACAAGCGAAAAUAGAAAAUAUAAAUAGGCAAAAAAAGCGAAAAGAUGUACCUGAUGAACUGUUUAGUGUGUUAAUAGAGAUGCAAAAGUGUUUAGUUCGGUUUCAAAUUGAAGAACAGAAAAAAGAGGCGGUUAAAUUGUUGGAUCGUGAACAUUACCACCAGGUGUUUGAUGAAUUGAUUCAACGAGCUUCGAGUUGUUGUGGCUCGGCUAGUAAUGGUACGGUAUCUGGUGCGUCGACUUCGAGUAGUAAUUCGUUGAGUUAUGGUUUGCCGAGUUCGGUUAGUGUGGCUGCAAAGCCGGUUUCUAGUUUGUAUUAUGAUAAAGAGAAUGUUGGUAAGAGUUCGGAUUUGUUGGUUACUAGAGAUGAUAGUUAUGUAAGUAAGUCAAAGUCGGUGUUCAAUGGGGAUGGGUUAAGAACAGGGUUUCAGUCGAGUGAUGUUUCAAGGCCGAAAAUUGUGGAUUCGACUUUAACACCGGCGAUUAAUUCUGAACAAGAAGGGGUGAAGUUGAAUCUUAUGAAGCUAGCGAGUUUGAUUGAAGUGUCUGCGAAGAAAGGAACGAAAGAAUUAAAUCUUCAAAGUAAAUUGAUGGAUCAAAUUGAAUGGCUUCCUGAUUCAAUAGGGAAGUUAUCAACUUUGAUCACAUUGGAUUUGUCAGAAAAUCGGCUUGUUACGUUACCAUCUUCCAUUUCAGGGCUUUCAUCGUUGACGAAACUAGAUUUGCAUUCUAACAAAAUCAUUGAACUGCCAGAAUCUUUGGGGGAUCUUCUUAAUUUGGUCUUUCUUGAUUUACGGGCAAACCAGUUGUCGUCUCUUCCUGCUAGCUUGAGUCGGUUGUUCCGUCUUCAAGAGCUUGAUUUAAGCUCAAAUAGCCUAUCAGUUCUUCCUGAGUCGGUCGGUUCACUUGUAAGUUUACAAAAGCUUAACAUUGAGACCAAUGAUAUUGAAGAAAUCCCACAUAUUAUCGGUCAAUGUGUAUCGCUUAAAGAGCUUCUUGCAGACUAUAACAAACUUAAAGCUUUACCAGAAGCCAUAGGAAAACUUGACUCGUUGGAAGUACUUUCUGUUCGCUACAAUAACAUAGGUAGGUUGCCAACCACCAUGUCAUCUCUGACAAAGAUAAAGGAGCUUAAUGUCAGUUUUAAUGAACUUGAAUCGGUGCCUGAAAGCUUAUGUUUUGCUACCACCCUUGUGAAAAUCAAUGUUAGCAACAACUUUGCCGAUUUAAGAUCCUUGCCGAGAUCCAUAGGGAACCUUGAGAAUUUGGAAGAGUUGGAUAUGAGUAACAACCAGAUAAGAGUCCUUCCAGAUUCGUUUAGGAUGUUAUCAAAGUUACGAGUAUUGAAAACUGAAGGGAACCCAUUGGAAGCACCACCGCGAGACGUUCUUGACAAAGGCGCUCAGGCUGUUGUCAUAUACUUGAAUGAACUCCAUGAAAAAAAGGAUGAGAAGGUUCAGCCAGUCAAAAAGAAGAAAUCUUGGGCUCAGAAGUUCUUUUCAAUAUCUAAUAAACGCAAGCGGAUCACAUUGUCUACAUGAACUCCUAAUUUCAUCAGCUUCAACAAGUUUUCAUUGAAUGAUGAGCUGUCCUGUGCUGGAACAAACCUAAGUUCUUGAUGUGUUUAAUCUUCGAAGACCAACUCAUUCCUCCUUCCUUCAAGUAGGCUUUAUAGAUAUACCUUUAUACUAUAUUGUAUCUUUGCUUUUUCAUAUAUCGUGAAAACCGACAUUAGGUGAUCAACGAGUCACUGUACAAAGUUCAAUAUACACGUUAAAUAAAAUAAUACUUCUGCACAAGAGGCAAAGUGACUGUUAUUGAAUUUCUGCAUUGACUAUGACUUGUUGAUCGUUUACUUGCUUGCUUUAUUUCAUUUAUUUGUUGUAAAUCUGUGACGAUGUAUUUAUUUGAACUUCACUUUUCUUUAAGAAUGCAACAAUCUUCUGUUUUUGUUGUACCCA
Molecule: messenger RNA, 2255 nt
Organism: Erigeron canadensis
Lineage: Eukaryota; Viridiplantae; Streptophyta; Magnoliopsida; Asterales; Asteraceae
Product: plant intracellular Ras-group-related LRR protein 4-like
Exons: 5
Coding region: 162-1835 (557 amino acids)
Molecular function (GO): protein binding
Source: RefSeq, a predicted model, not a curated record